ACACUACUGCCUCCGUUUUGGCUUCUGCAGGGUCUAAGCUGCUAAAGAAGCUUUAACCUAAAGGGGGCCUCAGGGAGAGAGGAGUUGUGGUGCUGCCGCCGAGAGCUCCACCUCCGUGGCUCUGGGUCCCGGGCAGGGGCCGGGCCUGUGGCGGUGCGCGGCGGCCGCUGGAGGCAGGCGGCGGCGGCGGCGGCGGGCAGCCAGCCCGGGUCUCCCUCGUUCGGUGCAGGGCCCGGAGAGGGAAUCCGCCAUAUUGGAGCCGGAGCCGAAGGUGCCCCGGAGCCGCAGCGCGAGGCGUGUGGAAGUGACGGCCCUGGCCUCCACCGGGAAGGAGUCGUCUCUACUGGGGCCCGCAAGGCUGGGGAGUGAAUGAGCUACUUGGGCUAGGCUCUUCCCCGCCCACUCCCUCCACUUUCUGCUGCCGGGACUGGGCCGGGAGGGGGCCGGAGCCGGCUGUGUAGGCGGCAGUGGCAGGAUGUUCUCCAAGAAGCCGCACGGGGACGUGAAGAAGUCCACCCAGAAGGUGCUGGACACCAAGAAGGACGCAUUGACCCGCCUCAAGCACCUGCGCAUCGUCAUCGAGAAUGCAGAAUCUAUCGAUCUUAAACAAUUUUUUGACCAACAUUUUUCACAUAUAUACUAUGUGUUCUUUGAAAAUUUUGUGACUAUUGAAGCUAGUCUUAAACAGAAAGGUCACAAGUCUCAAAGAGAGGAAUUGGAUGCUAUACUUUUUAUUUUUGAGAAAAUUUUACAACUUCUUCCGGAAAGAAUUCAUCAGCGAUGGCAGUUUCAUAGUAUUGGAUUGAUUUUAAAGAAGCUACUUCACACAGGAAAUUCCUUAAAGAUUAGGAGGGAAGGUGUUCGUCUUUUCUUACUAUGGUUGCAAGCUCUUCAAAAUAACUGUAGCAAAGAACAGCUCUGGAUGUUUUCAUGCUUAAUCCCUGGAUUUUCAGCACCACAAUCUGAACAUGGACCUAGAACUUUAGAUAAUCUCAUUAAUCCUCCACUUAACCUUCAAGAAACUCAAGUCACUAUAGAGGAAAUCACUCCUCUUGUUCCCCCUCAAUCAGGAGAUAAAGGACAAGAAGACCUCACAAGCUAUUUUCUUGAAGCACUUUUAAAAUACAUAGUAAUUCAGGUAAAAAGUUUAGAAUGGAAGAACAAAGAAAAUCAAGAAAGGGGAUUUUCAUUUUUGUUUUCACAUUUUAAAAAAUAUUACUUGCCUUAUAUUUUUCCAAACAUCUGCAAGGAGAACAGUUUAUAUCAUCCUGUACUUGAUAUCCCACAGAUGAGACCAAAGCCACAUUAUAUCAUGAUAAAGAAGGAUGCUGAAACCAAUGAAGCUAUCUAUUGUACAAAGGAGCCUUUCAUUAAAGCUCGUGUUAUUGUCAUUCGUUGGCUAGUUUCUUUCUGGUUGGAGCCAAAACCACAUACAGGACCUCAUAUUCCUGGGAUGGAAGGUGAAGUCUUACCAAAGAAUAUUCAGAGAGCAGCUGCUAGUUUGGUAUCCAGAGAAGAAAACAAAAAUGAUAAUGCUGAUAAAGCAGACAGAACUACAGAACCAGAACAAUCUCAUUCUAAUACAAGCACUCUCACAGAACGAGAACCUAGCUCAUCAAGUCUCUGUAGCAUUGAUGAAGAACAUCUCACAGACAUUGAAAUAGUUCGCAGAGUUUUUUCUUCUAAAAGAAGUAAUGUAAACUUUGUAACAGAGAUAUUUCGUCAGGCAUUUUUAUUACCAAUUUGUGAAGCAGCAGCUAUGAGAAAAGUGGUAAAAGUAUAUCAAGAAUGGAUCCAGCAAGAGGAAAAACCUUUGUUUAUGCAAGAGCCUGAAGAAAUUGCAAUCCCUUCUUCAGCCAUACCUUGCAUUGAAAAUGUGGUAGACCAUGAUAUUUCAAUGGAAGAAGGAGAAAAAAGAGAAGAGGAAAAUGGGACCAAUAUUGCUGAGCAUGUUCGAAAUUCCAGUUGGGCAAAAAAUGGCUCCUACCAAGAUACUCUUCAUAAUGCCACUGAAGAAGCCACAGAACAAAACAUACAAGCUGGUACCCAGGCAGUUUUGCAGGUGUUCAUUAUAAACUCAUCAAACAUAUUUCUUCUUGAACCUGCAAAUGAAAUAAAAAAUCUUCUGGAUGAGCACACAGAUAUGUGUAAACGCAUUCUUAACAUUUAUCGUUACAUGGUUGUACAAGUAUCAAUGGACAAAAGGACUUGGGAACAGAUGCUGCUUGUGUUGCUCAGAGUCACGGAGUCUGUACUGAAGAUGUCAUCACAAGCUUUUCUACAGUUCCAGGGGAAAAAAAAUAUGACCUUGGCAGGUCGACUUGCAGGACCACUUUUCCAGACUCUUAUAGUUGCCUGGAUUAAAGCAAAUCUAAAUGUCUACAUCUCACGUGAACUUUGGGAUGACUUACUAUCAGUGUUGUCAUCGUUGACGUAUUGGGAAGAAUUGGCCACUGAGUGGUCCCUAACUAUGGAGACACUAACUAAAGUUUUAGCUAGGAAUUUAUAUAGUUUGGAUCUCAGUGAUUUACCAUUGGAUAAGCUGAGUGAACAGAAGCAAAAAAAGCACAAAGGGAAAGGAGUUGGACAUGAAUUUCAGAAAGUUUCAGUUGACAAGUCAUUUUCUAGAGGAUGGAGUCGUGAUCAGCCUGGUCAAGCCCCAAUGAGACAGAGAAGUGCAACAACCACUGGCUCCCCAGGAACUGAAAAGGCGAGGAGUAUAGUACGGCAAAAAACUGUUGAUAUUGAUGAUGCUCAAAUACUUCCCCGCUCAACUAGAGUCAGGCAUUUUUCACAAAGUGAAGACACUGGAAAUGAAGUUUUUGGUGCCUUGAAUGAGGAACAGCCAUUGCCUCGAAGUAGCAGCACUUCUGACAUCUUGGAACCAUUCACUGUUGAACGAGCCAAAGGUGCAGUUCCUGUCAUUGACAGUUCAUCCCGUCAUGCACCAAGCUUGCAGAGUUCCACAGAGGCUUCUUCAAUAACUAGAUCCACUGAAAGCUACAUCACUGAUACUCAUAGUAGAGAGUCUUCUCUGGAAGUUGGUGAUAGCAUAUAUGACCAUCUUUGUCAUUUAAUAGGUCCAGUAGAACUUGCAGAUUCAGCUUUCGAACAAAUCCAGUACAUUGACCUUGAAGGAGAUGACGAUCUUCUUUCUUCCCUGAAAGAAUAUUUUAAAGAAAGUCAGGGUAAAAAUGAGAUAGGUAAAGAUACAGCUUCUCCAGAAGUGAUUAUUGCAGUAACUAGGGAUGAAAGAUCAUCCUUAGAUAAAUUAGAAUACACAGAUCAGGAAAUUAAAUCAGAAAAUGUCAUGUCUUUUGUUGGGACUCCUGAAAAUAUGCAGUUUGAAAAAGAACCAAACUCAUCUGUCUUCAUGAGUAAUAUUGCACCUAAUCAGUCAGAUACUUUCAUGAGACCACAAACUUCUGAAAAAUCCGAGCAACCAAACAUUGAUAAAAAGUCAUCGGAGCCUAGUUUAGAUAGCCCUUGUGAUAAAGAAAAAAGGAAAUAUCUGUAUAGACAAUCAGCCACAGAAUUAGAUGCCUGUGUAGACGUAACACUAGCUGAAAAGCUUAAGGGUAUGCAAAUUAAUGAAAAAAUCACUGUCCCACAUGUAAUGCAUGUCAAGAAGACUACACUAAAACCAUCUGUUAACCGCAGAGUGCCUCAUAGUUCAAACACUAGCAAACUUUCUCCAACUAAAAGGAGCUUGUCUGAAACAGUAACCCAUAGGGCCAAAAUCAUGAAAAUUGCUACUAAGAAACGAAAUAGUGUUCAUGUUACUUUUAGACCAUCUACUGAGUCUGUUCAGUUUUAUAAUCCUCUGGAAAACAAAGAGGCUCCGUGGAAGAUGAGACUACGGAAGCUUGGUGGCUUUAGUAGUAGUAACAAUAGCAGCACCAGCAAUCUCCAUACCAACUCAACUAGUGGUACAGAGCUUGUAAAACCUGGUGUGUACAGGCCUUUAGAUACAAUUAGUGCAGCAUCUGUUAGUAGCAAAACAGUGAAGGAAUCUACAGAGAUUCCCACUACCGUAUUACAAAAAGAAGAAAUUGCAAGUAAUCAGUUAAGCAGUCGUAGUACUCUUAGGUCAUCAAGUCAUGAGGCAGGUCUACAGCAGGGCUCCCUGGGUGGCGUUUAUAAAACUGUUGUACAUGCUCUUUCGAAGCCGAAGGCAAAUGUUUCCCCACAGAGGCAGAACAGAAUGCCACCAGAGGCUCCACUGAGGGAUCUGUACAGUCAUGUAAUGGGCUAUUUUGGAAGGAAAGCUGCAGUCAAUAAAGAGGACAUGAGCUCCAAACUGCCUCCUCUUAAUAGUGAUAUUGGCAGCAGCAGUGCUAAUGUUCCUGAUCUGAUGGAUGAGUUUAUAGCAGAACGACUUCGAAGUGGUAAUGCCUCGACUAUGACAAGAAGAGGAAGUAGUCCAGGUAGCCUUGAAAUUCCCAAAGACCUCCCUGAUAUUCUAAACAAACAGAAUCAGAUGCGCCCUAUUGAUGACCCUGGUGUGCCUUCGGAAUGGACUUCUCCUGCUAGUGCAGGGAGCAGUGAUCUUAUCAGCUCAGAUAGUCAUUCGGAUUCUUUCAGUGCUUUCCAAUAUGAUGGCCGAAAAUUCGACAACUUUGGCUUUGGAGCUGACACUGGAAUUCCAUCAUCUGUUGAUGUGGAUUCAUGUUCUGGCCAUCAUCAAAGUGCUGAAGAGCAGGAAGUAGCUAGUCUAACCACACUUCAUAUAGAUUCUGAAACAAGCAGUCUCAAUCAACAGGCUUUCUCUGCUGAAGUUGCAACAGUUACUGGCUCAGAAAGUGCUUCUCCAGUCCAUUCAGCUGUGGGAUCCAGGUCACAGACACCUUCCCCUUCUACAUUGAAUAUAGACCACAUGGAACAGAAGGAUCUACAGCUUGAUGAGAAACUCCACCACUCCGUUCUUCAAACACCAGAUGAUCUAGAAAUUAGUGAAUUUCCAUCUGAAUGUUGUAGUGUGAUGGCAGGGGGUACUCUCACUGGAUGGCAUGCUGAUGUUGCUACUGUUAUGUGGCGAAGAAUGCUAGGCAUUUUGGGAGAUGUCAAUGCAAUUAUGGAUCCUGAAAUACAUGCUCAAGUUUUUGAUUACCUCUGUGAACUUUGGCAGAAUCUAGCCAAGAUUAGAGAUAACCUCGGCAUUUCAACAGAUAACCUGACUUCCCCUUCUCCACCAGUUUUGAUUCCUCCGUUAAGAAUUCUUACACCUUGGCUUUUUAAGGCAACCAUGUUGACUGAUAAAUAUAAACAAGGUAAAUUACAUGCUUAUAAGCUCAUUUGUAAUACAAUGAAAAGAAGACAAGAUGUAUCUCCAAAUAGAGAUUUUCUAACACAUUUCUACAAUAUAAUGCAUUGUGGGUUACUUCAUAUUGAUCAGGAUAUUGUCAAUACAAUUAUCAAGCACUGCUCACCUCAAUUUUUUUCACUUGGUUUGCCUGGUGCCACAAUGCUUAUUAUGGAUUUUAUUGUAGCAGCUGGUAGAGUGGCUUCUUCAGCUUUUCUUAAUGCGCCAAGAGUAGAAGCACAAGUUCUUCUGGGAUCUUUGGUUUGCUUUCCCAACUUGUAUUGUGAACUGCCUGCUCUCCAUCCCAAUAUUCCAGAUAUUGCUGUGUCUCAGUUUACAGAUGUGAAGGAACUCAUAAUCAAAACUGUAUUAAGCUCAGCAAGGGAUGAGCCCUCUGGUCCUGCACGAUGUGUAGCACUUUGCAGUUUAGGUAUUUGGAUUUGUGAAGAACUAGUCCAUGAGUCUCAUCAUCCUCAAAUUAAAGAAGCUCUGAAUGUAAUUUGUGUUUCCUUAAAGUUUACGAAUAAAACAGUAGCCCAAGUGGCUUGCAGCAUGCUUCACAUGCUGGUUCAUUAUGUACCUAGACUUCAAAUUUACCAACCUGAUUCUCCCUUGAAAAUUAUUCAAAUCCUAAUAGCUACUAUCACCCACCUUUUGCCAAGUACAGAAGCUUCAUCAUAUGAAAUGGACAAAAGGUUGGUAGUAUCCUUACUUCUCUGCCUUCUGGAUUGGAUCAUGGCCUUACCUCUAAAGACACUACUCCAGCCAGUACAUACUACAGGAACAGAAAAUGAUAAAACCGAAAAAUCAGUCCUCAAUUGCAUUUAUAAGGUUUUACAUGGGUGUGUUUAUGGAGCGCAGUGUUUUACCAAUCCAAAGUACUUUCCAAUAAGCCUUUCUGAUUUGGCAUCUGUAGAUUAUGAUCCUUUUAUGCAUUUGGAAAGUCUGAAAGAGCCUGAACCUCUACACUCCCCUGAUUCAGAACGAUCUUCUAAACUCCAACCAGUAACAGAAGUGAAAACCCAAAUGCAACAAGGAUUAAUCUCUAUUGCAGCUCGAACUGUUAUUACACAUCUGGUAAAUCACUUGGGUCAUUAUCCAAUGAGUGGUGGUCCUGCUAUGUUAACAAGUCAGGUUUGUGAAAAUCAUGACAAUCAUUACAGUGAAAGUACUGAACUUUCUCCUGAACUCUUUGAGAGUCCAAAUAUCCAGUUCUUUGUAUUAAACAAUACAACCUUAGUAUCUUGUAUCCAGAUCAGAUCAGAGGAGAGUAUGCCUGGAGGAGGUUUAUCCGCUGGCCUUGCUUCGGCCAAUUCAAAUGUCAGAAUCAUAGUACGUGAUCUCUCUGGAAAAUAUUCAUGGGAUUCUGCCAUACUGUAUGGACCACCUCCUGUAAGUGGCUUAUCAGAAUCUACAUCUUUCAUACUUUCAUUGUCUCACCAAGAGAAGCCAGAAGAACCUCCUACAUCUAAUGAAUGCUUAGAAGAUAUAACAGUGAAAGAUGAACUUGCCCUCCAGUUUAAAAGAUUUAGAGAAACCGUACCAACUUGGGAUACAAUAAGAGAUGAAGAAGAUGUUCUUGAUGAACUCUUACAGUAUUUGGGUAUUACUAGUCCUGAGUGCUUACAGAGAACUGGAAUCUCGCUUAAUAUUCCUGCUCCACAACCUGUGUGCAUUUCUGAAAAACAGGAGAAUGAUGUUAUAAAUGCUAUCCUUAAGCAACAUACUGAGGAAAAAGAAUUUGUUGAGAAGCACUUUAAUGACUUAAACAUGAAAGCCAUGGAACAAGAUGAACCAACACCUCAAAAACCUCAGUCAGCAUUUUAUUAUUGCAGAUUGCUUCUUAGUAUAUUGGGAAUGAAUUCCUGGGACAAACGGAGGAGCUUUCAUCUCCUGAAGAAAAAUGAAAAGCUACUUAGAGAACUUAGGAACUUGGAUUCAAGACAGUGCAGAGAGACACAUAAGAUUGCAGUAUUUUAUGUUGCUGAAGGACAAGAAGAUAAACACUCCAUUCUCACCAAUACUGGAGGAAGUCAAGCAUAUGAAGAUUUUGUGGCUGGUCUUGGUUGGGAGGUAAAUCUUACGAAUCAUUGUGGUUUUAUGGGUGGACUACAAAAAAACAAAAGCACUGGACUGACCACUCCAUAUUUUGCUACCUCUACGGUCGAAGUAAUAUUUCAUGUAUCAACAAGAAUGCCUUCUGAUUCUGAUGACUCUUUGACCAAAAAAUUGAGACAUUUAGGAAAUGAUGAAGUGCACAUUGUUUGGUCAGAGCAUACCAGAGACUACAGGAGAGGAAUUAUUCCUACAGAAUUUGGCGAUGUUCUUAUUAUAAUAUAUCCAAUGAAAAAUCACAUGUUCAGUAUCCAGAUAAUGAAAAAGCCAGAGGUUCCCUUCUUUGGUCCACUUUUUGAUGGUGCUAUUGUGAAUGGGAAGGUUCUACCCAUUAUGGUUCGAGCAACAGCUAUAAAUGCAAGCCGUGCUCUGAAAUCACUGAUUCCUUUGUAUCAAAACUUCUAUGAGGAGAGAGCACGAUAUCUGCAAACAAUUGUCCAGCACCAUUUAGAACCAACAACAUUUGAAGAUUUUGCAGCACAAGUUUUUUCUCCAGCUCCCUACCAUCAUUUACCAUCUGAUGCCGAUCAUUAAAUAUCAGUUCUGUUUAUCUGAAGUUGGCUCCUACCCAGAGAUUCUACCCAGUGAAGCUCCCACAGCAACGCAGGUAGAUGGGGCUGACCUGGCCUCUCCAAUGUCUCCUCGAACUAGCAAAAGCCGCAUGUCCAUGAAACUGCGUCGUUCCUCUGGCUCAGCCAAUAAAUCCUAAGGAGACAAGCAGCCCAACAGUGAUCAGCAGUAACCACCUUAGCACGAACAAAGUGUUAAUCCUUGCGGGCCUUCAUUCCUGCCAUAACAUGCAUGUUCUUUCCUGUAUAUUUGAGAAAACACUGGACUUAAAUAAUUUGUAACCUAAUAUUUUAGAUUUGGACUAUUUAUUCAAUUUGUUUUUUCCUCACACUCCAAGCUGCCAUAUUUUGAGGGUGUGGAGUUUUAUUUUACACUCUUUACCUUCCUAGAUAAUUAUGUCUAAAUAGUUUUACCUUUAAUUUCAUGAUUAAUGUUGAGCCAAAAUAUAAUUGGACAAAUAGUCUCAUUUUAUUUAUUGUGCCUCAUUGCAGCUUUAUGGCUCAAUAAAUGUAUAAUUUUUUUUUACAAAUGUAAAAUUAAGUUUAAGCAUUUGUAAAGUUAGAGCAAAAAGUAACAAAUCUGUUAAUACAGAUGUGUAUAGAGUAUUUGUUACAAAAAUAAAACACUCAAAAUGCUCACUUAGCAUCUCAAAUUCUUAAGUAAAAUAAUUUUAGCAUUAACUUUUUCUUCCCAAGACAAUGUCUCAUUUCUUGGCUGUGCAGGUGAUACCAUGGCAUAUCCAAUAACUAGAAAAAUCAUUGCCGAAUUUUGAUUUCUGUUUAGUUUCCAAAUAAUUUUCUAAUUUGUUUUGCUUUUAAGUGGUAUUGCUGUUAAAUUGCUAUUUCUGUCUUGAGAUUGUGGCCCUUGAUUAUUGGCUGAUAGAUCCUGGCUUAUCUGUGUUCUUUCUUAAGUAGCAAAAAGAAGAUGAUCCAUAGGAGGAAAAAACACUUUUUGACAUAAAUAUGUUGCUUAAAUUAUGUGUAUUAUUAAAAAGAAAAGGGAACAUGACCCAGGAGUCUAAGUUAAAUCUAAUAUUAUUAAUACUGAACUUUCCAGUGCAAGUUGGUAGACAUUCCAUCCUCCAGAAGUAUUUUCCUAUGGUAGAUAAGCUGCUCACAUUUUGUUUUGAAUGGGCAUCUCUUAAGGAAAUAUGUAGCAUGACAUUGGUACCAACUGCAUGUGUAAAUAAAUACAUCAUACUGGCAAACCAUAGAAUAUAAAUUAUGUAUCAUUCAUAUAGUAUCUACAAAUUUGUAACAGUGGGGGAUUGAAAAAUGACAUGGUAUUUAAUAACACAAUAAAAAUAUUCUUAUCAUGUCCUGUCCAUGAUUUGUCUUACAUAUUUCAUGUAUUUUCAGAUUUAAUAAGCAGGGCUGUAUGAUUAAUGGGGAGAUGUAAAACAUAAACUGAGAUUAUCUUAGCUAAUCAUGAAAACUGAAUUUCCUAUUGAGGAUUCACUCCAAAUUAUUUCUCAGAGAUCCCACCGCAGUCAUUAAAAACACAGGAAAUUUACACCUUCAUGAGACUGGCCAGAAACUUCACCCAGUGCAGUUGGUUAAAGCAUCAAUUUAUUACAGACCUUAUGCUUCUUUAAUUUCUUAAAUGUUACAUUGUUUUAUAAUAUGCUUUCAGGACUAAAACUUUCCAGAAAAAUUUUCUAAAACAGCUUUUCAGAGUUACUGAGUUCCCAUGCACUUCAUUUUUUGUUUUCUUGUAAAUACAAACUAAAAAUUUCUAUGAAUGCUUAUUUUAAAAGAUGAACAAAUGGAUAAGGAGUCCUUGGGAACAAACUUAACGAUAUAGACAAUUUCCCACAGUCAAGGUGAAGGAUUAUAAAAAGGAGAAUCAAACAUUACUGUUCACAUGUUUCUAAGGUGCUUUCAGUUUGUUUUAAAUGAACAUCUACUGGAUUGAUAGUAAUGUAUAAUAAAAUGGACUGAAAAUACCAACUUGAGAUAGUGAAAUUAGCUUAGUGAUAUCACUUUAAAAUUAUAACAGACAGUUAUAACUUUUGUCAUUUUCAGGUGACACUAUUCUGAACCUUUUUUAAGAAAAUACUUUAACAAAUAGCAAUAGAAAAUAUAUUGAAAUAUCAGUACAUAUUUUUGGCCUUUGGGCGCGUCGGUCUGUGCAGCUAUACUUCAGAUGGAUAGCAUUUCUACACCAUGCGUUCAUUUGCAAAAUACAUCUCCUGUCUUUGUAUUCUGUCCAAAUGGGUCACUAAAAUUCUAAAGUAGAAUACUGGCAAUGGGGAGAUAAUAAAUGUGACUUUGAAAAUA
Marmota flaviventris (yellow-bellied marmot) is the source of this 10266-nucleotide messenger RNA. Lineage: Eukaryota; Metazoa; Chordata; Mammalia; Rodentia; Sciuridae. The record is from RefSeq and is a predicted model, not a curated record.